AUGAACACCCUUCAUAUCCAUCCACCUGCGAUUCGUACCGCGCAGGCCAUUGGCUUGACGGGUUCGGCGAUAUUGGCUGGUGCGAGUUUGGUUAUGAGUUUUAUAAACGUCCCAACCUUCCUCCUCGCCCCCGCCCCCGUCCUCGUCAAACAAUGGAAACACAACUUCAUAGCUGGCCGCGCCGCGCUCCCGCUCCUGUCCGUCAUCUCCGCCGGCGCCAACUUCUAUCUCUAUUCCCGCUCCGCGUACACGCUCCCGUCGUAUCUCUUCGCGGGACUGACUAGUGUGGGGAUUAUACCGUAUACGGUUGUGUUUAUGAGGGGGGUUAAUGGGAGGUUGAUGGGGAUGGCGGAGGGGGUUGAGGAGGGGGAGAUGGGGAGGGUGGGGAGCUUGGAAAGUGUGCAUGAACUUGUUGAUUGGUGGGGGGUUUUGCAGCUUGGGAGGACGGGGUUGGUUUGUGUUAGUGCUGUGUUGAAUGUUUGGAAUGUCUUUUGUUAG
This is a messenger RNA of Glarea lozoyensis ATCC 20868, 498 nucleotides long. RefSeq lists its product as uncharacterized. NCBI's taxonomy places the organism in Eukaryota, Fungi, Ascomycota, Leotiomycetes, Helotiales, Helotiaceae. The record is from RefSeq and is a predicted model, not a curated record. The coding region runs from base 1 to 498 and encodes 165 amino acids. The transcript is spliced from 3 exons.